CUAAACUGAUGUAGCGUGAUGUUCGGCAGGCUGACCAUUAUUAUUACGGCGCUUUGCCUGUGGACUACUGUCGAAAAUCAAUUCAGUGACAACACGCCACCUGUAAUGUACAUUGAUCGAAACCUUCUGAUUUGGGAUACUGAGCCGUUGAGAAGUGUGGUAACUAGAGCCCGCGCCGAGGAUAACGAACAGGACCGGUUAACCUACGGUCUGGAACUCAUUGGGCACAACUUCAAUGGUGACGACAAACAGCAGUCACCGCUUCCUUUUUUCAUUGACAAUAGUACCGGCAUUAUUUACGUUAAUGACACACUCAAGGACCGGGGAGGGCAGAGCCUGUUCCUUUACGUAACCGUUUCCGACGGUCAACUCACAACAAAGACCGAGGUCUACGUCACUAUAAAAAAUACUUCGGAUCCCAAUGGUGGACAAACUAGGAACCCGUUUCCUGGCCAACAUGUAUCUGCCGACAGAAUACGACCGUCUCUGUUGGCCUUACCUAAUCUGCAGAGGUAUCCCAGGCCGGGAUUACCUUAUAAACCAAUGGUACCUUCGUCGCCGGUCAGUAUACCGAAAACAACCAAGUUACAGCCAGAAGAGGUGAAACCGAGCGAGGAUAACACUAGUACUAUCAAACUAUCUGAAGCAUCAAAGGAGCAGAAUGAGAUUGAGGGACCGCCUUUCAGCUCGAAAAUUACACCUACCGAGGCACCGCCUUCUCAAGAUAUCGCCAUGAUUUUGGUGCCCGUCAUUGCAGUCUGUGUACUUGUGGUGGUUCUUGGGAUGGGCGCCUGGUCUCUGCGAAAUAAAUUCUGUGGACAUAGGAGGUCCAAAAAGGACAUGAAAGAACACGCUUCGGUCAAAGUCUCGAACAUAUCGGACGACCCAUCCCUUGUUCUGAAAAGAUGGCGUGGUCCAAAAGCUAACACCAACCGAUAUGAAACUUGGGAAAAGGACAGUCACAUUGGCAUAAAGAACAAACCAGAAAAUAAGUGGGAAUUUCCUCGACAUCGACUGAAGGUCUUCAAUAUUCUUGGAGAAGGCUGCUUCGGUCAAGUUUGGAAAUGCGAAGCCUUGGACAUCGACGAGAAGUCUGGAACGAAGAUAGUCGCUGUGAAAACUCUUAAAGAAAAUGCCACAGAAAGAGACCGUUUGGAUCUAGCACAGGAGCUAAGAGUCAUGAAAAAUAUGGAACCUCAUCCUAACGUCGUCAGAUUACUAGGUUGCUGUACAGAACGCGAACCCAUGUUCGUUAUCUUAGAAUAUAUCAGCGGAGGAAAAUUGCAAAGCUUUUUGAGGAUAUCCAGAGAAGAACGGAAUCAUGGAGGGCCUGGACUGACAUCCAGAGAUCUAACUGGAUUUGUUUAUCAGAUUGCCAAAGGUAUGGAGUAUCUGGCGUCUAAAGGAAUUAUACACAGAGAUUUAGCUGCCAGGAAUAUACUGAUCGAUGAAAAUCGUGUGUGCAAGGUAGCGGACUUUGGAUUUGCUCGAGACAUAGCUGCCAAUCAAAUAUACGAAAGAAAGUCCGAAGGCCGGUUGCCUAUUCGAUGGAUGGCGCCGGAAAGUCUGUACGACAAUAUAUUUUCCGUUAAAUCGGAUAUAUGGAGUUUUGGCAUACUGAUAUGGGAAAUUGUAACUUUGGGAUCCACACCUUAUCCUGGCCUGGCAGCCGCUGAGGUAAUGAGAAGAAUCAAAGAAGGUUAUAGGUUGGACAGACCAGAACACUGUAAGAGAGAACUGUACAACAUAAUGUACUACUGUUGGGACAAAGAUCCAGCAUGCAGGCCAUCUUUCGGGGAACUCGUUGGCUUGGCAGAAGGUCUUCUACUCGAUGAAAUUGAUUACAUUGAAUUGGACAGGUUCCCUGAUCACUCAUACUACAAUGUACUUAAUCUCAGCGGUGAAAAAUUGUGA
Messenger RNA from Dufourea novaeangliae, 1914 nucleotides. RefSeq names its product tyrosine kinase receptor Cad96Ca (gene Cad96Ca). Lineage: Eukaryota; Metazoa; Arthropoda; Insecta; Hymenoptera; Halictidae. Gene Ontology annotation, cellular component: signaling receptor complex; membrane. Gene Ontology annotation, biological process: multicellular organism development; protein phosphorylation; positive regulation of kinase activity. The transcript is spliced from 8 exons. Gene Ontology annotation, molecular function: calcium ion binding; ATP binding; transmembrane receptor protein tyrosine kinase activity. The record is from RefSeq and is a predicted model, not a curated record. Bases 19 to 1914 code for a protein of 631 amino acids.